CGGCGGUAGACUCUGGUUUGGCGGACAGGCAGAGACAUUGUGGGUGUGUUCGGAUCCUCUCUGCUGUAAUGUGGUUCACAGAGACAAGACAAUUCAAGGCAGAUCGGUCCCCUCUUGAAGCAGCUCAAUACUGCCGUCAGCAUAACAGCCUCAUUGCCUGGGGUAACCAGACACAAUACACCCCGAGCCUUGACCUUGACCCCCGAGAGGCCGAUCCAGAAGAGACCUUGUCUAAGUAGCUUGACUGCUAC
Messenger RNA from Aspergillus brunneoviolaceus CBS 621.78, 251 nucleotides. RefSeq lists its product as uncharacterized. The annotation marks the transcript as partial. The transcript has a single exon. The record is from RefSeq and is a predicted model, not a curated record. Lineage: Eukaryota; Fungi; Ascomycota; Eurotiomycetes; Eurotiales; Aspergillaceae.